AUGGAGCAACUGAGUUCCAGUCGAUAUGGUAUUGAUGAGGUCACUUAUCCUGCACCUAUUACUGAACCUUCACGGUCAUUAGAUUACCUUCCUACGAGAGUAGCUUGUACACUAUCACAGGGAUCUAAUGUAACUAGCAUGGACUUUCAUCCUUCCCAUCAUACACUACUACUAGUUGGAUCUGCUAAUGGUGAAUUUACACUUUGGGAGAUCGGUAUGCACGAGAGGCUGGUCUCAAAGCCCUUCAAAGCCUGGGACAUGCAAGCAUGUUCAGCACAAUAUCAGAGUGUCAUGGCUAAAGACUCUUCCGUGGCCGUUAGUCGAGUUACAUGGAGCCCUGAUGGAGACUUGAUUGGAGUUGCAUUUACGAAACAUUUGAUCCAUCUGCAUGCAUAUGAGCAUCCAAAUGAAACACGCCAAGUUGUAGAGAUUGAGGCUCAUUCUGGAGGAGUUAAUGACAUAGCUUUCUCCCGGCCAAAUAAGCAACUUUGUGUUGUCACUUGUGGAGAUGACAAGCUGAUAAGGGUCUGGGAUAUGCAUGGACAGAAAUUAUAUUCAUUUGAAGGGCAUGAGGCACCUGUGUAUUCUAUUUGCCCUCAUCAUAUGGACGCUAUUCAUUUUAUUUUCUCAAUUUCCUUUGAUGGGAAAAUUAAGGCAUGGCUUUAUGACAAUCUGGGUUCUAGGGUGGAGUAUGAUGCUCCAGGAAAAUGGUGUACUGCAAUGCUCUAUAGUACCGACGGAACUAGGUUGUUCUCAUGUGGAACAAGCAAAGAGGGAGACUCGCAUUUGGUUGAGUGGAAGCAAAGUGAAGGAUCUAUCGAAAGGACAUAUUCUGGAUUCCGUAAAACAUCAUCUGUAGUGCAUGGUGUCGUGCAGUUUGAUACAGCUCAUAAUCGCAUUUUAGCUGCUGGUGAAGAGAACCGAAUUAAGUUUUGGGAUGUUGAUAACACCAACAUGCUUACCUGCAUUGAAGCCGAUGGAGGCUUGCCAAGAUUUCCACGGUUAAGGUUCAACAAAGAAGGCAAUCUUCUUGCUGUUACUACAUUAGAGAAUGGCUUUAAGAUACUUGCAAAUACUGAUGGGCUCAGAUCUUUACUAGCUUUUGGUAGACAACCUUUUAAUGUGUUUCAUGUGGCUACAAUGCCAGAAACUCGAGACCAAGCCAGAAAGGUUCAAUCCAUUUUUCCUGAGGAGUCAACCCCAUGCAUUGCACUCUCCACGAAUGAUUCUAAUGUGAUAGCUGCAUGUGGUGGAAAAUUAUCCAAAGUCCUCGACGAUGAUGACCUUCUUAGGGAGAUCAUCGUACGUGUCGGCUUCUCCACCACUCUCGUCCGUGCUGCUCUCGUCUGCAAGCGAUGGUACCAGCAUGCCUCCGAACCCGCCUUUCUCUGCCGUUUCCGUGAGCGCCACCGGUCCCGCCUCCUCGGCUUCUACCUUGUGGACAAGGAGGGUAGUAAAGUGGCUUCCAUUCGCUUCUUCCCAAUGCUACCUCAGCCCCCAGAGCUUGCAGUCGUCAUCCACCGUGUGGUGAGCUACAGUUUAGAGUCCUACCGCGGUGCGCCAGCCAAAUUCCUCUGCUCCCAGAGCAGCAGAGUCCUCAUCAGCUUGUACAACCAGAACAAUCGCAACAAAUUUACAAUUGGGGUGCACAAUCCUUUGUGUCCUGAGAGAGGCCUGGUUGUCGUCCCACCAUGCCCACACGUCCAAAUCCAGGAUGUCUAUUACCGCAAUCUCCUCUCGGUAGGUGAAGUCGAUGGCUUGUCCUACUUGCAUGUGUCGGUGGUGUCUAACAUACAGUUAACAACAUCAACGGUGCACGUACACAUGCUGCGACAUGGUGAUGGUGUGUGGCGCAUGUAUCAUACCUUGGACACAGACCAGCUCCUUGAUCUGCGACAAGAACCAAAAGCUGUGUUUGCUGACAAUAAAAUCUACAUAGCAAGCGCCCAGAAGGACAUUGUUGUCUUGGAUUUGAAUGCCUCGAGCAUCUCCACAGUUCAGCUCCCACAAGGGGUGGAGUAUGGUGAUAGAGAUAUCAUGUUGGCAAAGGCUGAUGAUGCUUCUGGUGUGUAUGUUAUCCAUGUCAAGAAGAUUCAACUUCACAUUUGGCUGCACAAGGGGGGCAACUGGUUGCUGAUCGACACCAUUUGUUUGCGUGACAUGGUUGCUAAUUUGAGGAUCCCAGGUUGCGAGGUUGAGGAUGAGCACAAUGCUCCUCUCCAGAUACACCAUGUAGGUGACUAUGCUGAGUUUGUGUUCUUGGAGAUGGGUCGAUGCGCACUCCACUUAGAUGUCAAGUCAAUGCAGUUGCAUAAAGUGUAUGACAUGACAGAAGAAGAACUGCAAUUGGGUGACAUCCAUCCUCUCAUGAUGAUCUGGCCUCCCACAUUUCCUGUGGUCAAGGAUAAUCUCAAUGCCAUGUGA
This is a messenger RNA of Triticum turgidum subsp. durum (durum wheat), 2424 nucleotides long. The record is from the annotation of a GenBank genome assembly. NCBI's taxonomy places the organism in Eukaryota, Viridiplantae, Streptophyta, Magnoliopsida, Poales, Poaceae.